UGUCGGAGUUCGCCAACUGGAAUCUCACCAAGCGCUACCGUUUAGUACAGUGUGUUCACCGACUGAUACACCACUUAUAACACCGUCCCUGGAACAUCUACUGUACCUAGACAACAGCAUCUGAUGAUGGAGUCCCGUCUCCUCUUCAAGCUGGCCAUUGUGGCUGCCAUGGUAACACUCAGUGUCCAGCUAGUGACUCCUCCCCCAAACGCAUGUGGCGGCAGGUCUUCCUUUACUCGGGAAUAUUACCCCAUUAACGGCAGAUGUGACAGGUUCUACCGAUGCCUUUUAAGCGUUGCCAGUCCCGCCAUGCAAUGUAGACUGGGCACCUUCUUCAGCUACUCUAAACAGACAUGCGACUACGCCAAGAACGUCAUCCAAGACCAGUCAUGCGAUUUGUGCAGCGGACGCAACGUGCACCCGUUCAUGGACUCCUGUGAACUGUUCUACGAGUGUACUGGCAACUCAGAUACCCCCGUGGAAGCCAAAUGCUGCCCAGCUGGUCAAAUCUUCGUAGAGAACGUUGGAUGUCAACCACUAGGUUUCGGCCAGAGCUGUGCUGCCAGCAACUACACCCACUCCCGCUACUGCCGGAACUACCUCCAGUGCGUGGAUGGAACCCUCACCCAAUUCUGCUGCCCUGGCACGGAGAGAUUCAAUGGUGAACGAUGUGUCCCCGACCCUGAUGGGGUGUGCACACUCCCCUGUGAAGGCGAAGAGUACUCAACGCCAGUACCAGACUCGACCCGCAUCGCAUCAGAAUGCGAACCUGGAACUGACUCUGAACUGAACAACAUCAAAUCCUGGGGCAUGAUGGAUCUUAACUCUGCGUGGAUGGAAAACGAUGGUCCCGUCACCCAGUCCAGUGACGGCCAGUCUGGCGUUUUCCGUAACGGCGCCUACAUCACACUCAGCUUCUUCAACAACAACGUCAUGCCACCCUUCAGGGCCUUCGUGCGCUUCCAGCCCGAGGACCCCAACUCGAACAUCGAGCAGGACCUUCUGAGCAACGCCUGUGACGGGGCUGACGCCUCCAUCACCUUGUCCGUCAUCCCCGACUCUAGAACCGUUAGGGUCAGCGUCGGCGACAGCACAGGAACGUCUACCUCAGCUCAAUGGAACCCAUCGUUUACCAACGACCCCUGGGUAGAGGUCACUGUCCAGUUCGCCAACCAGAACCUCCUGGUCACUGUCAAGAAUGGAGAGUCACAGGUCGUACAGAGCAACAUUGCCUUCGCCGGAUCAAUCACCAACAACUGCAAGCCAAGAGUCUGUCCAAUGGUAACGUGGUAUUAA
Haliotis rubra (blacklip abalone) is the source of this 1296-nucleotide messenger RNA. RefSeq lists its product as uncharacterized. Gene Ontology annotation, cellular component: extracellular region. The record is from RefSeq and is a predicted model, not a curated record. Gene Ontology annotation, molecular function: chitin binding. The coding region runs from base 124 to 1296 and encodes 390 amino acids. The transcript is spliced from 9 exons. Lineage: Eukaryota; Metazoa; Mollusca; Gastropoda; Lepetellida; Haliotidae.